AUGGUAUCCCAAUUAUUCAAGCAAGGAAGUGGUCGAAUCUAUUUCUCAUGCCUCAUUAUCUGUGUCCUCUACUUUAUCUUCAGCACCUCUACAACCUCAAUCUCUCGAAUUUCUACCUACGAACCAAUAUCUACAAUUGGGCAACAACGAACGCCCUCUUUCAAUACCGACCGAGGCACAUCUAGCCAUCAAACGCUUCCCGGUGUGGCUAACGAACUAUUGGCUCUGCCCAGCAUUCAAGGUCUAAACGAGUUGAGAAUGGAUAUGGCUGAUGUAUACAUCACCGCAAUCAUGGACCCAAAAGACAUAUCCUUUAACAGGUUAACAUGCUCGAGCCCCAGCGAAGAACGUUACAUGGGACUUCGGGGACCUACCGUCAUUAUAGACACACCUGACACUAUUUUACCUCGAUACUUCUUUGCACUCAAUCUCUUCAAUUGCUCCUACGUACUCCCUAGGCUUCUCGGCUCAAUUAUUGAAACGAUGGAAUUCCUCGGCCCAGGCAACUGUGUUUUGUCCAUCGUCGGUGGAAGAUCAGAUGACGGAACUACCGAGAUUUUAACUAAGCUAAGGAAUAAAGUUGUGGAAAUGGGAUCGCAGUACUACUUCACCACGAGCGAUAUCGAUCCAUUAAAGGAAGGCCACGACCGUGUUGUGGAGUUAGCAAAAUUGAGAAAUCUUGCCCUGGAUCCUCUGAUGCUUGCUCCCGAGGCUCAAUCCCCCGACUCAACGGUUAUCUUCUUGAAUGAUGUGGCUAUCUGCGCGAACGACAUUCUUGAACUCGUAUACCAAAGAGUGCUUCAAGAUGCACAUAUGGUGUGUGCACUCGACUGGAUUAAUGAAGGAAGUUCAUUCUACGACGUAUGGGUUUCGCGCGGUAUGACAGGAGACUUAUUCUUUGAGAUUCCACAAAGUGGUAGCUGGGAAUUCGCUAGAAAUCUUUUCUGGAAUGAUCCAGCUUCUCGAGCUGCCUUUGAGGCGAAAAUUCCAUUCCAAGUGUAUGCCUGUUGGAAUGGGGCCGUUGCAUUUACCGCUAAGCCGUUACUCCUUCGUCAAGUCGCCUUUCGGUCUUCUCGCGAGAAGGAGUGCUAUAUGGGCGAACCAACUCUAUUUUGCAAAGACUUAUGGGCCUACGGGUACGGUCGAAUCGCCGUCAUUCCCAGCGUCAAUAUCGGUUACAAUGACGAGCAGUCACGCUUUGUUAAGGAUGCUCACGGCUAUGUUUCCGAUAUUAUUCAAACUACCGAAGUUGAGCAGAAAAGGCCAGCCCUUAUUACCUGGAGAGCAGCACCACCUAAGUUGAUCAAAUGUGAGCCAGAUUUUAACAAUCCAACUUGGGUUCCCGAGAAGGCAGAAUAA
This is a messenger RNA of Cladophialophora psammophila CBS 110553, 1359 nucleotides long. RefSeq lists its product as uncharacterized. Lineage: Eukaryota; Fungi; Ascomycota; Eurotiomycetes; Chaetothyriales; Herpotrichiellaceae. The record is from RefSeq and is a predicted model, not a curated record. The coding region runs from base 1 to 1359 and encodes 452 amino acids. The transcript has a single exon.